AAAGUAAUAGCCGUAUAACUCGUAAACGAAGGCGAAAUCGAAGAAAUGUUAACGAACUAAACAUCAAUGUUGGGUGAUUAGGAAUGUAUAUUCAAAAGUCAAAACAUCGUUUGUUCAAAGUUUCAGGCAAUUCCAACACAGAAUCUUAAACUGAGUUUGAACUUCCAUUGCUCCAAAAUUGAAACUUGCUGGGCAUUCCGCUACUAAUUUGCGAACUGAGAUUAUACAAAGUGACUACGAUCGGUGAACCACCGAACCGAUUGAUCAUUUGAUGAUUUUGAUCUGCCUCAGUCGUGACUCGUGAGUCGUCAGAAGUCAGUCCCAGUGAUUUUGCUGCAGCUGAGACUUACUAGCUCCUUAUCUCACUUAUCUUAUUACAUUUAUAAUAGAAGAUGUCGGCCUCCCGGAUUUUUGUGGUGACAGGUUCCAAUAAAGGCAUAGGUCUUGCCACUGUCAAGGCUCUGUGUGAAGCAGUUGGCAGUGAGUCCAUUGUCUACCUGACAGCUCGCAGUGUUGAGCGAGGCACCAAGGCAGUGGAGGACCUUGCCAAGUCUGGUCUCAAGCCUCGUUUUCAUCCCCUUGAUGUUGAUGAUGCCUCCAGCAUUGAAACUUUUGCCACAUUCCUCAAGAAGGAACAUGGCGGUCUUGAUGUUCUUGUCAACAAUGCUGCUAUUGCAUACAAGGGCAAUGCUACAGAACCAUUUGGAGUGCAAGCUGAGCACACUAUCCGUGUGAAUUACUUUGGCUUGCAAGCCGUGUGCAAGGCUCUAUUCCCUCUCCUGCGGCCCCAUUCUCGAGUGGUGAAUGUGUCAUCAUGUGUGGGUCAUCUCACCAAAGUGCCCGGAGAAGAACUCCGCAAGAAACUUUCCGACCCAACCCUCACUGAGGAUGAACUUGAUGGCAUCAUGCAUGACUUUGUCAAAGCUGCAGCAGAGAACAAACAUGGUGAGCUGGGAUGGCAGAAUUCAGCUUAUGGUGCCAGCAAGGUGGGGGUGUCUGCGCUGACCAGGAUCCAGCAGCGCAUGCUGGACCAAGACCCGCGGGAUGACAUCGUUGUCAACCACUGCCAUCCUGGCUAUGUUGACACAGACAUGACCUCACACAGGGGCGUGUUGACCGUCGAGCAGGGGGCGGUGUGCCCUACAUACCUGGCGCUGCUGCCUCCCAACGUGUCCUCCCCUCGUGGGGAGUACCUCUGGUACGACAAGCAGGUUGUUGACUGGGUGGACGCAUCCCUGCCUCCUCCAGGUUACUGAGUUCCUCAGCCCUGUCUCCUCACAGUUACUGAACUCCUUAGCCCUGCUACCUCCCGUUUACUGAGCUCAGCCUUCACUGCUUUCAUUGUGUACUUUAGUUUUUUCUUCCAGAUCAUCCGAUGUGCACAUGACUAAUUUUUUUAAAGAAAGCACAUUGUUUUGCAAGUUUUUGCUGAAAUUCUUCUAUUUUUGUUCACCACUUCUGCGCAUCAAAAUUCAAUAUGGCCUGCCUAUGAAGUAUUUUAGUGAACCAUCGACCCCAAUACUUAUAAGAUUUUCAGCAAAAUUUGAAGGCUUGAAAUUAUUUCCAUAUAUGAGUUUCCAGGCUCGAUAAAUCCCUCAAGAAGGAAAAAUAUUUACAAUACACUUAGUGGUAUAUUCCAGCUAAGACUGGUUGACAUUAUAUUGAUUGUUGAAUGAAAGAGGUCACAAAAUAUGAACCAUUUCCAUGUUACCCAUUAAAUCUUGCAAUAUCUUGUUGAAUGAUCGGUAAUCAAUUUUUAGUUUUUCACUACACUGUGGAAAUAGUUAUGUUAUGUAUACCUAAAUUCAGAGUAUUUUAUACACUUAUUGGUGUAGUAGUAUAUUGAUAGUGAAAAAAUGUAAUCUGGAGAUGAGAGCUCACAAUUGAAAAAAUUGAAAUUGAAACCAUCCGUAAUUAUUACGUAUCGUCACAGAUUAUCGGAAAAUAAAGAAUAGAAAGCCGUUGCAAUGUAUCAGUUAAAAAUAUUUUGAAAAAUAGUUCAGAAAAAUGAUUGAAUAAUUAUCAUCGAACGCUUAUUUAUCUUUGUACCAGCCAGGGAAAGUUCAAAUGUUCAUGAUUGAUUAAACUCUUGUAUUAAGGUUUUUAAGGUAAGGUAAGGUCUUGUAUUAAGCUCAUCGAAAAUACGUGACAUCGGAAAGUUUCAAACAUUCCUUAUUAUGUAUAUUUUUUCAAUUCCUGAGCUAACUUUUAAUCACUUCGAGAAAACUGUUGCCAUCAAGUAAGAAAUCGUGCAAGAUUUUGCUCUCGAUUACAGGACUGGUUAAUGUUCGUGGGUGUGAUUCCUGUUCCACUAUAUGUAAUUAUUGACUUGAGAGUUCACCGUCACACUGUAGCACUCAGAGAAAAAAAUGACUUUUGUCCGAAUGGCAGUGCACUUUUUGCCCUCGUGCGAGUCAACAUGGCCUACUUUUGCCCGGCUUGAGGGUAUGCGAAUGCUACGUUUGCUCACUGCUUAGCUUAUGCUCUGAGUGAGGAAGGGAGUCACUAUUAGGACAAUUUGACUCCUUCAUGUGUCUGAGUUAUAUGAUGUUGAUACUGAUAAGUGUUAUCAGGGAACAGUUCCUGUGUUCGUUUGAUUUGCACAAAAACUUAAUUGUAUUCAUCUGGAUAGGUUUUCGAAUUUUUUCCCCCAAAACAGUCGCGUUUAAUUAAGCGACGGGGCAUUACUGCGAGUGUCCAGAUUUCAGGUACAUUUUUUAUCGUCCUGUGCUUCACUCUAUAUUUCACAUUGACAAACGUUGACUUGAAAUAUUUCAGUUCUCUAGAACUAUAUCUUUUUUGUUCACUUAUUUGUUAUUGUACGGAUAGACUUUGUGCCUCUGUAGUACCAUCUUUUCUGUUCAUUCGUUUUUACUAUGCGGAUAAACUUUGUGCCUCCGUAGUAGAUUCUUAUAAAAAAUAGUAUUAAUGAAGACGCUAUCCGAUACGAGUUAUUAGUAGCACUCAUUUUGCACGUUGUGCCUUACAGAAAUAAAAUGUAGUGAAAUUA
Messenger RNA from Hyalella azteca, 3010 nucleotides. RefSeq names its product carbonyl reductase [NADPH] 1. Lineage: Eukaryota; Metazoa; Arthropoda; Malacostraca; Amphipoda; Hyalellidae. The transcript is spliced from 6 exons. The record is from RefSeq and is a predicted model, not a curated record. Bases 393 to 1256 code for a protein of 287 amino acids. Gene Ontology annotation, molecular function: carbonyl reductase (NADPH) activity.